AUGGUUCCUUGCAUGUGUGCAAUCCACUCUUGGCUCGAUCAGUACAUUAUCAUUCCUUCUCUUGAUAAGGAUAGGAUUUAUCGUGGCAGUUUUACUGGAAUUGGUUUUAGCGCCAAGACUAAGGAAUACAAGGUCUUGCAAACAAGUUGCAGCAACUACAACUGCAAUGAGCCUGAGGCUAGGAUAUAUACCAUUGGUAUAGGAGUUUGGAGAAGUCUUGGAAAGCCACCUAGUAUAGGUGGCAUUGCCGAGAUACCGUUCAAUUCCUUUCUGCAUGGAGCUCUUCAUUGGCUUCCCAUCUAUUUUAACCGUCCUCAAUUGAUACAAUCUUUUGACUUUGAAACAGAAGAAUUUCGACCACUACUACCCCCAGCAAGUUUGAAGGAGUUCAAAUAUUAUGAUGAUUUGAGGUUAGGAGUCUUGAAAGGUUGUAUCUUUUUAUGUGUAUUUGGUUGUAAUGAUAGGACAUCUGACAUGUGGAUUUUGAAGGAUUAUGGUGUUCAAGAGUCUUGGACCAAAAUUCUUGUCAUCGAAAACUUGUAUCCAAGUGGCCACAAUCCCAAUUAUGUUCUUCAGUGA
This is a messenger RNA of Rosa rugosa (rugosa rose), 579 nucleotides long. RefSeq names its product F-box protein At3g07870-like. Bases 1 to 579 code for a protein of 192 amino acids. The transcript has a single exon. NCBI's taxonomy places the organism in Eukaryota, Viridiplantae, Streptophyta, Magnoliopsida, Rosales, Rosaceae. The record is from RefSeq and is a predicted model, not a curated record.